AUGAAUAAAAUAAAUACUCAAAUCUAUCAAUAUUUAUUUGUAAAUAAUAUCAAAUUAAAUGGAAGACAACUGUUGUCAAACAAAAGAGAAAGAUUUAAUUGUUUGAAUCCACAGAAUCAUUUCUCUAUGGAUUGUCUAAAUGGAAAAUCAUUCAACAUGCUAUUGCCACCGCCCAGUGAUAUCGCUGCCCUGGUAAAACAAUCAACUGCAAGAGUCAUCAAUCUUCAAAGAGUCACCGAGUUCGAAUACCACUUAAAAACAAUCGUUUGGAUAUUACUGCACUGA
This is a messenger RNA of Heterostelium album PN500, 285 nucleotides long. RefSeq lists its product as uncharacterized. The transcript has a single exon. The coding region runs from base 1 to 285 and encodes 94 amino acids. Lineage: Eukaryota; Evosea; Eumycetozoa; Acytosteliales; Acytosteliaceae. The record is from RefSeq and is a predicted model, not a curated record.